UUGACUGAGAGGCUCGAAAUGGUAUACUGCCAACUACAGUUAUAUUCACGAAGAACUUUUGGUCUUUAUGGUAUUGGUGGAAUAGGCAAGACCACUCUCUUAGCUAGUAUUAACAAUUUCUUUCUUGAGACGGUUAAUGACUUUGAGGUUGUUAUUUGGGUUGUCGUAUCUAAUGAUUUGCAAUAUCUAAGCAUUCAGGAUCAGAUUUUGCGAAGACUAAAUCUUGACAAGGAUUGGGAACAAGAUACAGAAGAGGAAAGAGCUAAUGAGAUACACAACAUCCUGAAGGGGAGGAAGUUUAUGCUGUUAUUGGAUGAUCUAGGGAGCAAAGUAGAUCUGACCAAGGUAGGUGUUCCACCUAUAACUUAUCAAAACGGAUCAGUUAUAUUGUUUACCACUCGUUCUAAGGAAGUUUGCGAAGAUAUGGAGGCUGUUGGCAUAGAAGUUAAACGUUUGUCAAUAGCUGAAUCUUGGGAAUUGUUUCACAAACAACUUGGAGAUAACACAUUAAAAAGUCAUCCGGAUAUACCCGCUCUCGCUAGAGUAGUUGCUGGUAAAUGUAACGGUUUGCCACUUGCACUCAAUGUCAUUGGCAAAACCAUGGCACAAAAAAAGACUGUACAAGAAUGGAGUCAUGCGAUUACUGCUCUGAAUUUGCCUAGCGAAGAGUUUCUUCUAAGUAACGAAGGAGGGGUUCUUCCUCUUUUGAUGGUCAGUUAUGAUAGUUUAGAGAGUGCAAAAGUCAAAUCAUGCUUCCUAUAUUGUUGUUUGUUUCCGGAAGAUUAUGAAAUACAGAAGAAUGAAUUGAUAGAAUAUUGGUUAUGCGAAGGAUUUAUUGAUGGAGACAGAGAUAAGGAUGGAGCUAACAAGGAAGGUCUUGAUAUAAUUAAUUUGCUAGUUUCUUCACAUCUGUUGAUGAAUGGUGGAGUCACAACGAAAGUGAAAAUGCAUGGUGUGGUGCGCGAGAUGGGGCUUUGGAUAGCGACUAACUUUGGGAAACAGAAAGAAAUACUUUGCGUUAAAUCCGGCGUGUGGUUACAACAGAUACCUGAGGACAUUAUUAGUUCAAAGGUUGUAAGAAGGAUGUCUUUCAUGAAUAAUCAGAUUGCGGAGAUAUCUUGCAGUCCCCAGUGCCCCGACCUCUCGACCUUAUUACUCCAGAAUAACAAGCUGGUGGAUAUCUCAGGUGAAUUCUUUAGGUUUAUGCCAGCAGUUGUAGUCUUGGAUCUUUCUGAGAACAAGAGGCUUAUUGGAUUGCCGGAAGAAAUUUCAAACUUAGGAUCUUUGCAAUACCUCAACUUGUCACACACAGGGAUAAAAUCAUUACCAGUUGGUCUGAAGGCAUUGAGGAAAUUAAUCUACUUGAAUGUGGAUUAUACUUAUAAACUGCGAAGCAUUGUUGGGAUAGUGAUGAGUUUGCAAAAUCUCCAAGUGUUAAAGUUCUAUAAUUCCGGUGUUUGUAUUGAUGCCAUAUUACUGGAAGAGUUACAGCUCUUGGAGCACUUAAAGCUUUUAAAAGCAACGGUCGAUGAUGCUGUGAGUUUGGAGAGGAUACAAGGAGUGGACCGGUUGGCGAGUAGUAUUCAAAGUUUAUGCCUCAGAAAGAUGUCAGCAGCGGUUGUGGUAUUAAACACGGUAGCUCUGCGUGGUCUUCAAAGACUUGUGAUACGGAACUGCAAUAUACUUGAGAUAAAGAUAGAUUGGGAAAGCAAAGAAAGAAGGGAAGUUUUACCAAGUACAAGUUCUCCAAGCUUCGAGAACUUAUCCAGUAUUUUGAUAAGUGAUUUGGAAGGUCCAAGGGAUUUGACAUGGCUGGCAUUUGCUCAAAAUCUCGUGUAUCUACAUGUGAUGAGGUCAUCAAGCAUAGAAGAGAUAAUAAACAAAGAAAAAGGAAUCAGUAUCAGAACUGCACAUCGACAUUUUGUUGCACCGUUUAGGAAACUGGAGUACCUUACGGUAACUGACAUGGCUGAACUAAAGAUAAUCUGUGGGUAUCCUCGGGCUCCUCGAAAGCUGACAGAGUUCACUGUCCGAAAUUGCCCAAAGCUGCCACAGAGUUUGAGAGACAACGGAGAGAGGAGUGGGUGGAUUGGUGAAGAAUGAGAGAAGUAAGCCAGUGGAAGGUUUCUCACACAACCACAAACUGCGAUUCUUCAAGUUUGCAGGAUGAAGUUACUACAGAUGUGUACUUUUUUCAUUACCUCUCUGGCUCACACUUUCAUUACCUCGCUUUCUUUGUGUGACUGUAUCUGUAUCCUCUCAGUUACGAAUUUGGGUUUGUGUUUGUAGUGGCAUUGUUUCAAAGACCUUAAUGUCAAGUGUGCAUUUUGAGACA
Camelina sativa (false flax) is the source of this 2335-nucleotide messenger RNA. NCBI's taxonomy places the organism in Eukaryota, Viridiplantae, Streptophyta, Magnoliopsida, Brassicales, Brassicaceae. The record is from RefSeq and is a predicted model, not a curated record.